Molecule: messenger RNA, 789 nt
Organism: Uloborus diversus
Lineage: Eukaryota; Metazoa; Arthropoda; Arachnida; Araneae; Uloboridae
Gene: eEF1beta
Product: elongation factor 1-beta-like
Exons: 7
Coding region: 84-749 (221 amino acids)
Biological process (GO): translational elongation
Cellular component (GO): eukaryotic translation elongation factor 1 complex; cytosol
Molecular function (GO): translation elongation factor activity; guanyl-nucleotide exchange factor activity
Source: RefSeq, a predicted model, not a curated record
CUUUUCUUUCCUCGUCCAGCGGUGUUGUCUGCUAUCUAAAAAUCCAUUUAAUUAUUCAAGCAAUAUAAAAUAAAAAUAUCAUAAUGGGAUUUGGAGAUUUAAAAACUGAUGCUGGACUGAAGUCCCUUGAUGAAUAUUUAGCUGACAACAGCUAUAUAGAAGGAUUCCAGCCUUCUCAAGCAGAUACUACAGUUUUCCAGGCGUUAUCAAGCCCACCAAAUUCCAAGUUUCCUCACGCUCUUAGGUGGUACAAUCACAUCAAAUCUUACGGGAAAGGGAUUUCCAGUUUCCCUGGUGUGAAAAAAGACAUCAGCGCUUUUGCUGCAGCUGGUUCUGCUCCUUCUAAAGGCAAGUCUGGAGGUGAUGAUGACGAUUUGGACCUCUUUGGAUCAGAUGAUGAGCCUGAUGCAGAAGCGGAAAAGCUUAAAGAAGAAAGAGUAAAACAGUAUCAAGCAAAAAAAUCUAAAAAGGCUGCAGUUGUUGCAAAAUCAAGUGUGGUAUUAGAUGUCAAACCAUGGGAUGAUGAAACUGAUAUGGCAGAAAUGGAAAAGAAAGUUCGAACAGUUGAAUGUGAUGGUUUAAAAUGGGGUGCAUCUAAACUCAUUCCUCUUGCUUAUGGCAUUAAGAAAUUGCAAAUCAUGUGUGUUGUUGAAGAUGAAAAGGUUAGCAUAGACUGGCUAACAGAAGAAAUCCAAAAUUUUGAAGAUUAUGUUCAAUCUGUCGAUAUUGCUGCUUUCCAAAAAAUAUAAGCUUGUUUAAUUAUUCAAUAAAAAUUAAUAAUUUUGUGAA